AUGCUUAUGUAUCGCAAAACAAAACAUUGGCUCUUUAGCUGUUCCAUUUCGAAAGCGGCUAGAUACUCAUCUUUUGGUCGUUUACGUCUCCUCCACCGAAUUCACUGCCGAUGCGUCUCUUCCGGGAAUAUGGACCAAGUCCUUCUAGAAAGAGGAACAAUAGAGUCACAUCCAGCAGCGAUGAGAACGUCGCUAUCCUGCAACUCCGAGUCGGAAGGUGAUUUCGCAGACGAAAACGUUGGUCUCAUCACCAAAACGAAGAGGAAGGGCAAAAAUAAUCUGGAACGAACUCCUCUACUGCAUCGUCCAAUGUCAUCCGCAGACCCAGCCACUGUAGAAUUUGGGCGUCGACUAGAGCGCGAGAGUGAAGAGAACAGGAUCUCCAGUGAAGACGAUGGAACUAAUACAGGUGGUGAACAGUAUGGGAGCACAACUGGCGCCGACUUCAAGGCUGUUGUUGACGAAGCUAUCCGGGCUAUCCACAACGGCGUUUUCCCUGAAAGAAUCGCCCAAGGUUCUAGCGGUUCCUACUUCGUUAAGAAUAUGCAAGGGAAGAUCAUUGGAGUUUUCAAGCCGAAAAAUGAGGAGCCUUAUGGUCAUCUGAACCCUAAGUGGCUAAAAUGGUUCCACAAGAUUUUUCUGCCAUGCUGUUUCGGAAGAAGUUGUCUCGUGCCAAACCAGGGUUACCUAUCAGAAGCUGGUGCGUCCUUAGUUGACAAAAAACUUGGACUGAACAUCGUACCUACCACAGCUGUGGUGGAGUUGGCAGCACCGACGUUCUACUAUGGAAGGUUGGAUCGUGCAAAGGCGAGGACAAAGGAGCGCAUCCAGUCAAGAUAUCCCGAUCUUGGUCGACGCUUCCACAGAAUUGGCCUCCCUCCUAAGAAGGGCAGUUUCCAACUGUUUGUCACGGGAUAUCAAGAUGCAUCGCACUGGCUUCGAAUAUGGGACAGUUAUCCAGAACAAGCACCUCCACCGGUGACGCAAAGAGAGUUCCAGUUGCUUUUCGAAAAGAUGGUUGUUCUCGAUUAUGUAAUCAGAAAUACCGAUCGUGGUAAUGAUAACUGGUUGAUCAAGUACGAACAAGCUGACGUGGCGGAAACUCCAAUAGUGCCAAAUGAUCCGAAUCCCACGAAUGUAGCAGAAACACAGCCACCUGAUGAGGGCCAGUUGAUUGACUUAGCAGAAGCGAAUGCCCGAGCUUCCGGUCCGGAAGAAUUGAUUGAUGAGCAACAACAAAGAACAAGUGGUGAACCGGCACCUGCAGAAGUGGAGUGGGCUGACGUGACAGUGCCAAAAGUAGCAAUUGCAGCAAUUGACAAUGGUUUGGCAUUCCCCUUCAAACAUCCGGAUGAAUGGAGGGCAUAUCCUUUUGGUUGGUCAUUGCUUCCAAUGGCCCAGAAACCCUUCAGCGACGAAACUAUCGAUGCAAUACUACCCAAGCUGGACGACACCAAUUUUGUUCGCGAACUUGGCGAGGAAUUGAAACAGGUGUUCAGGAGAGAUAAAGGAUUUGACAAGAAAUUGUUUGAACGUCAACUCUCUGUAAUGCGUGGUCAGAUAUUCAAUCUGCGAGAAGCCCUGCGCACAAAGAAAUCUCCGUACCAGCUGAUUUUGAUGCCUGCUCAAUACAUGGUAGAAGUGAAACAAAAGCGGAGGCGACAGCGUUCCCGUUCCGAGAAUGACGAACGAACUGACUACGAAUCGGACACUGCCAUAUCCAACGUUCCGUCGUCGUCUGGUGCUGAGCAGACUCCGACGGUGGCAGCUCGCCGUUCAUGGCAUGAUGCCUAUCAGCAGAAAGUUCAGACAAGAAGCCCGUUCUUCCGCUGGUGGUAGAGCUGAUAUCCUGUUGCUUUCCGAUUUUCACUUGCAACUCAACCACAUAUCAUUCAGUUUGCUAGUUUCUGAAGUUAACUAUUUACUACAUCUUUUUCGGAAUAUUAACCAGUUGUCAAUCCUCUUUCUUAACAUACGUUACAAUGACUUAUAGUUAUUCACAAUAUCCUUUUGAGAAUGCACUGUCAAACCUUUCUGGGGCAGCCUAAAAAAGGUAUCUCCAUUGUUGGAAGUGUGAUCCGGUUUUGUUUAUGAACGCCUCUAAUUGUUUUUGCUUUCACUGUGACGAUCAACGAAAGAUCGUGCGCGCUACUGCUCUGAAGAUUUUGUAAAACGCUCCACUGGAUACUUUUGCUAUUAACGAAACUUUUGCAAGUAGGUAAAUUGUAACAUUUCUUAGCAUGUACUUAGUUGCGGGUUCAUUGGUUUAUUCACGGUAUGUGGUUCAGUUACAUAACGCUAGCUUUUCUGACUUACGAAAAAGGAGCUAUCUUUCCUCUAAAGUAUUGCUAUUUUUUGUAUUGUAUUGAAUAUAUCUUGAUAGUGAUGGCUAACAGUUCUAAAGGGUAGUCAAGUUAUGGAACACUAUCCGAUU
Molecule: messenger RNA, 2434 nt
Organism: Cylicocyclus nassatus
Lineage: Eukaryota; Metazoa; Nematoda; Chromadorea; Rhabditida; Strongylidae
Source: the annotation of a GenBank genome assembly